Molecule: messenger RNA, 1187 nt
Organism: Suillus discolor
Lineage: Eukaryota; Fungi; Basidiomycota; Agaricomycetes; Boletales; Suillaceae
Product: hydroxysteroid dehydrogenase
Exons: 9
Coding region: 15-923 (302 amino acids)
Cellular component (GO): peroxisome
Source: RefSeq, a predicted model, not a curated record
AGUACUCUUCCCACAUGUCCACACUACCAGACGUUUUCACCGACCCAGAGGACUCCCAACUCGUUGCCGACGCUAAGAAAGACAAGCCCGAAGACCAUGAGUUCAGCUACACCGAACGCGAUGUCAUUCUCUACAACCUUGGCGUCGGCGCGACAGCUAAAGACCUGCAAUGGACCUAUGAAAGCCACGAGGAGUUUGGGGCACUUCCAACGUUUGGAGUGAUCCCGCAAUUCGCAGCCAGUUCUGGUGUUUCACUAGGCUGGCUGCCGAACUUCAAUCCUGCUAAGCUUCUUCAUGGCGAACAGUAUCUGGCUAUCAAAAGCCCUAUACCCACAGAGGGAAAUUUUGUAAAUGAAACCAGGCUCUUGGAAGUCCUGGAUAAGGGCAAGGCUGCUUCGGUCACCACCAUAGUGUACACGAAGGAUGUAGCCACAGGUAAUGUGAUCUUCGAAAACCAAAUAACGGUCUUCAUUCGAGGGGCCGGCGGCUUCGGUGGCAAACGUUCUGGCAGAGAUCGAGGCGCUGCAACAGCCGUAAAUACACCCCCAAAUCGUCAACCUGAUGCUGUGAUCGAAGAGAAGACAAGCGCCUCGCAAGCUGCACUUUACAGACUAAGUGGUGACUAUAAUCCUUUACACAUUGAUCCUAGCUUCGCGGCAAUCGGCGGGUUCGAUCAACCCAUUCUUCAUGGUCUAUGCUUCAUGGGGAUCGCAGCAAAGCAUGUUCUACAAUCUUUUGGUGCCUACAAGGAUAUUAAAGUUCGUUUCUCCGGUGUAGUAUUCCCUGGUGAGACGCUUGUCACGGAGAUGUGGAAGACAGGCAACAAAGUAAUAUUCUCCGCUAAGACAAAGGAGCGAGGAACCACAGUGCUGGCCGCAGCCGCAGUGAUACUUAUCGAUACCGAUAUGAUGGCGAAACUCUAAUGCGGUACGUAACGCAGAUUAGUGUCAAGGUUUGACGCUAGCACGUCGUAAGCGUGCUCACGGUCAGUUGUACACAGGGUUUGUCGAGGGGUGAGAACGCGAAGAGAUAUGAUGUGUCAAUUCACAAAGAGGGACGAAGGAUAAGAUUGUGUUAAUAUUGUAUUUCCAGAGUUGCUACUAUAAACACAGUAGAAGGACCGACCGAAGGGGUAUUCUUAUAAAUAUAUUGUGCUAGCCAAAAACGGCUAAGUCUUCAAUAAUUUA